Molecule: messenger RNA, 6801 nt
Organism: Anarrhichthys ocellatus (wolf-eel)
Lineage: Eukaryota; Metazoa; Chordata; Actinopteri; Perciformes; Anarhichadidae
Exons: 9
Coding region: 1131-4157 (1008 amino acids)
Biological process (GO): regulation of gene expression
Cellular component (GO): nucleus
Source: RefSeq, a predicted model, not a curated record
UAGCUAAUUCAUCAAGAAUACAACAUUUAUAGAUAUGUUUAUGAAUUGAAUAGUUAUGUGUAUAAAUGUAGGAACAAUGUUUAUUUAUGAUGAAUUAAGUGUUUAUUCAUACUUUAAUGCUUCAUAUAGCGUGCAGUUAUUAUAAAGUGUUACCAAUUAUGGAAAAUGCAACAUAAGGUUUUGUAAGAAUCAAAUCAAAAGGCAGCUAGCCUACUUCAUAUUACAGAUUCUACUACAUGUUUGUUUUUUUACAUAAUUUAAGCGUGACGUGAGUCACGUGAGGAUGAUAAUGCCUGAGGGUCAGGUUUCAUAUGAGCUACAUCAUUUCAAUUUUACCCGAAACAUUUAGCCGAAUCAAUAAUUUCCAGUGUUCAAAAUGAUCAUAUUCUGGGUUAUCAAAUAAUGAUUUCACUAUCAGAAUAUCAAUAAAUGCAGACGCAAAUAAUGAAUGAAUACAACAACAUCUGCCAGUAGAAAUAUAUCCGCGCGCCUCUCAUCGGGACACAGAACACAGUAUACUGUAAAUACAGAAUGCUUGCUAAUCAGGUAACACACAGAGAUCACACUGCUGCUCUGCGCAUUAAUGAUAACUGUGUGUCUUAAUAUUAGCACAGUGAUCAUGUGUGCAGACACACUCCAACAAGUCUCUCCAGCUGUUAAAGCCGACUGACAGCUGAUCCAGCUGUGAUCAGAAACAGACGUCGCUUCACGUGACGCUUUAGAGGAAAGGAGGUCUCUUUUCUCUAAAAAAAAAAAAAAAAAAAAAAGAACAGAUUUCCUCGUUUCCUCUCUUCUAGCGUGGUUUCUUGCGUAAAAGAUGCAAAGUGAGGGAAAUGCGGGUGCAACCGAGAGACUUAUGGGACGUACCCGUAGGACACAGCUGCCUGUGAAGUGAUGCUGAACAACAAACUGACAUCAUCAGAAGGCGACUCUCUCACCCCGAAGAGCCCAAAACAUUCUAGAGGACAUAAAAAAACAAGGCGGACAGAGUGAGCGAAACACUCAGCCGUCACAUAUCGGUGCGCGGAUCUGUUCAUGCACGUGCACCGCGGCAGCAGCAGCAGCAUCAGCAGUCGUCUGCCGCGCGCAUCUGUCUGUCCGUGCAGGAGCAGAGACAGACGGGCCUGGCGAUGAUGAUGAUGGCGGACUGCGUUGGCUUCCAAGCGCAAAUCGCCUCGAUUAUCGAGAUACUGGCAAAUUCGGCAGUGGCGGAGAUCUGCAAACUGGUGGACGACGGCUACGCAGCGCUGCGCUCCCAGAUGGACCAGGAGCGGGAGAAGAGCGAGAGGGAGAACGACGCGCUGCGGAGGAAGCUGCGAGAGAUCGACGUGAAGAUGCGGAGCUACGAGAGGAAGAUGAGGAGACGGAGUCAGCGGGAGGAAGCGCACGCCGUUCAUUUUAGGCCAUCCGAAGGAGCUGACAACCAUCAGCCUGUGGUGCCGCCUCUUCCUGCCACUUCUAUAGACAAAACCUUCCAUCACAUUUCAAAGCUACUUUUCACUGUGUCACAGCAGGAGGAGACCACGUUGUUGCCAUUGGUGAAGCAGGAGAAAGUGGAGAGCGACGACUGCAACCUGGACCUCAAGGUGGAGGUCAACAUUAGGGCAGAGUGUGACCUGUCUACUGCCUGUUCCCCAGUGUCUGUCUGUCCAUCUUCAGCCAUGGAGCCCAGCGAGGAACCCAGUGAUAUUGAUCCUGACACCAGUGUCCACCACCACUGCACCACCCAGCCCUCCUCAUCGCCUACUGAUUCCACCAUAGACCUGACCUGCAGGCCUCGAGCGAAAAGUAAAGCCACCACGCCUCUGUGCAACAGUUUGACAGCCAGUAGUGGGGGGGUCACGGCCCACGGGGGCGUGUGCAGUGACCUUGAAGGCGAUCUAACAGAUGUUGCUCUGAAGCCAGAGAUCCAGACAGAUGAUGCUACGCAAGAUGGACUUCAUCCCUCUCAGCUGUCAGACCCUGUAGCCUCGGAUGACCCGAGCCCCGACCGCCUCAACAGUCUGGGCCUGGACCUGGCCUGGAUGCAGGAGAGGGUAAGCCAUCUUGGUGCAGCAUAUGCAGUAGCACAGCUGGGUUUGGGGAACACAGAAAAUGGCCACCCCUCUGCCUCCUUCCCGUCUCAGGGAGGAGACAGUCUGGAUGGCCCUCCAACCAUGCUCUUCACAGGCGGCACCCAUGAAAUGGCUGCUUUCGCCGCGUCCUUCGACAUGGCCGCUGCUGCAUCUGCCACCGCUGCUGCCGCUGUGGUGGCUGCACCGGCCACGCUGCCUCCGCCACCUCUUCCCCCUGCAGCUCCUUCUGCCACUACGACCAGCCAGAGACGGCUCUACAGGAGCGGCCCUGCCGCUGCUGCUGCUGCUGCCAAAGAGCCCGCGGCGUGUGCCGUGUGCGGGUGCAUCUUCCCCAGCGCAGCUGCCCUGGAGCUGCACCAACGAGUGCACACAGGGGAGAGGCCCUACACCUGCCCCCACUGUGGUAAGGGCUUUGCCCAGCCCAACAACCUACGGGUCCACCUCCUCAUCCACACCGGGGAGAGGCGCUAUCGGUGUACGCUGUGCGGGAAGAGCUUCAUCUCGUCCAGCCACCUGAAGAGGCACCGCACAGUCCACACGCAGGAGAAGCCCUACAGCUGCUCCCGAUGCGGACAGUCCUUCAGCCAAAUGUGUAGCGUUCGCAGACACCGGCAGCAGUCCCAGUGUGGCCUCUCCUCCGGCAAGCCUCCUCGCUCCUCGCUCCUCAAGACACAGUUUAGGAAUUGGGAUGUCCUACAAGAUGGAGCGCUGAGAACGACUUCCGGGUCACAAGCCGGAGGAGCGAGGGAUCGAGAGGAGUAUAACGGUAUUUUCAAAACGACGGAGCGGCCAAGCGAGCCACCGAGUGUAGGAAGGAUGUCCAGCCGUCUGGCCUUCCAGACCCAGCUGGCCUCCAUUAUGGAGGUCCUGGCUAACGCAGCAGUGGCGGAGAUAUGCAAGCUUGUGGACGACGACUAUGCGGUGGUGAGUUUACAGAUGUCUCAGUGCCAGAGAGAGAACAAAGGCCUGAAGAGGAAGCUGCAUUUGCUGGAGCUGAAGAUGGCCCGGGGAAACGCCGAGCGGAGGCUUCGGGAGAGUGCCGUGAACGGUACCCGGGCGAGGGUGCAGAUCCACGGCAGCGACAGGCUCCGAGAGUCCUCGCUUUCCUCCGUUGGUGCCUUUGAGCAACGGAUGGCUGUGGCCCUGUGGUCCAGUAGAGCUGCUGCAGCGGUCGCAAGCGGCGAGCCGAUCCAUUCUGACAGCAUGCAAAGUAAGUCUCCAGAUGUGGAGCUGGUGGAGCCAGAGGCAGUGUUGGUGAAGGAGGAGAAGGUGGAGGCUAACAUGUCACGAGUUGAAGAAACGGUGGAAGACGUGGCGAUUAUAGGAGAUGAUGGAAUGGUGGAGUGUGUCUCUCGUGGACCUGCAGGACAGAGACCCAGCCUUGAACUGCAGGACACCCAGUCCACUUCCAGUCAGUCCCAGAUCCAGAGCAACAGGACGAGGCAUACCGGCAGCAGCAGAGGAGUGGAGGUCAGUGACUCCUCUCCUCUCCUUAAAUGUGAACGCAUUGCCUUUGUUGAGGGCAGAGACUCACUGCAGGAAAUAAUAAACCCCCACCAGUAUAUUGAUGGCGGCAGCAAUGAUUCACAGUUUGACGUGUUGUGUGACGACAAUAAAAGCGCUGACGCGUUGGUUGGGGAGUUUUUUGACAAGCACUCUGUGGUUGAAGUGGAAGGAAUGAGGUCAUCUUGUUCAUACUCGAUGGCGGCGACAGAUUUCCCAUCAACCUCUUCCGGUGUUAACGGCCGCUAUCGUUACGGUCCCGCUUUCCCCCCGUCCCAGCCCGUCGCCGACAGCAGCAAAGUGCUCCGUCGACCGGGCUCCAACGAAAGACUGUUUGUUUGCAGCUACUGCGGCAAGGCUUUUAACCGCCCCAAGAAGGUGGAGAUUCACCAACGCGUCCACACGGGGGAGAAGCCUUUCAGCUGCUCCACAUGUGGGAAGAUGUUCUCCGAGGCCGGGAACCUGAGGAAACAUGAGAGAGUUCACACCGGAGAGAAACCAUAUAGCUGUGGUAUUUGUGGCAAGGGAUUCGCCUGGAUAAGAAACCUGAAAACACACCAGCAAAAGAGCCACCCGUAACAUUCUACUGAAGAGGAGACCUGGGACUAGAGCUGAACUGUCCUCUUACUGGAAAUCUGCUGUAGGAUGUAAUAAUCCAGCAAAGACUCUAUGAUGGCAGUAAGAAAAAUACACUCUGCUCAACAGAAUGAAAAUAAUUUGUAAAAAUAACCGUAACCUUUUUUUAAAUGUGACUUUGUUUUUAAAGAGAUAAAUAAGAAUAAGAUGUAUUAUUAUUUCCUCAACCAAACCAUGCUCAAGUGAAGCAGCUUUUGGACAAACAAAUUGAGUUCUGAUACUUUAUUUACUUUUUGAAAAUCUCUCUCUUCACAAUGUCUUGGUCUUUUGAAGUUUUCAGACUGAAAAGUGGAGACAUAUUUUUAGUAGCGUAUAGAAUGUGUAGUAUCGUCCAUCCAGGAUGAUACUGCACUCGCAUUUACAUUUUCUGCUGGAGUGGAUACUCGUUGUCCUGGGCCUCAUUUCCCAAAAACCUUUUAAAGAAGGAGUCUGUAUUAGUAUGAAAGAAUCUCAUGUGCAGACUCAAGCCCACAAUGUGUUAGUGUAUGUCGAAGUACUUUCUGAUUGAUGUAAAAAAAAAAAACUAAACAAAACUCACAAAUAUAUAUAGUUUACUUUUUAAAAAGGUUCAGUAAUUGCUUGCAGCUGGUCACUGUAGUUUUUGUUAGAAUUCAUUAAAAAAACUCUUGGGGAAUUAAAUUGUUUCACUCGUUAUUUUUAUUAGACACACAGAGGUUGCAGAGUGAAUUACAUUUUAUUUGUGUAUCACAAAUCACACAUUGGCGACAAAGAGCAUUGCAGUCCAGACAUAACCAGGUUACAUGGAAACCUCGAGGAAAGAAAGAACAAAGACUCUGAGGAAGAACCAAAGUAGUAAUGUGCAUGAAUAUAUACAGAUGGAGAGGAAAAGGAGGAGUGAGAGGAGCUCAGUGUGUGCUAUGAUGUCCCCCAGCAGUCUAGGCCUAUAGCAGCUUAUCUAGGGGCUGGAAUAAGGCAAACCUGAGCCGGCCCUAACUACAAGCGUUAUCAGAGAGAAAAGUGUUGAGUGUGUCAGCACAGUGUGUGUGUUCACGGUGCAACAAUGUGCUCAUUGUGUGUAACAAUUGCCAUUAAACUAUGGUGUGGUAUGCAUCUGAACCACCAGGCCUCCACAGCACACUCUUUUAGCCGUUAUAUUAAAAUGGUUACUGCCAGAUUUUUAAACACACAGGCUGAGCCAGUGCUGUUUAGGCACGCGUCUCUUAAGCUCGGCUGCCCUUCAAACUUAACCACAAAUCAGUUUGUGGCUCAAAAUUUGCCGUCUCCUAAAGAAGGCGGCGCAGUUUAAAGAUUACAAAUUGAACAAGCGUCGCUGGCUAGUAGGUGAGAGGUGCACUGACUGGUGGAAUGUAGUGGAACCAUUGGUUCCACUUCCAUUAUGUGUUGGGAAAUUUUAAAAUGGGGUUUCUCAAGUGAUCUGUGUGUUACACAUUGUGUUGUUUUCAUUGGUUAUAUAGUUGGAAUAAAUAAUUACACGUGUCAGAAUUCAGCCAAUAUUCAGUCACUUACUAUGUCUGGAAAUGGUAUCAAUGUACUCCAAGUAAAUGUUUGAGAGCAUUGUUACUCUGUGUAUAUUCUCAGACAUUUCACACGCAACAUUUCAUUUAAAGAAUUAAAUAUGCUUGUUACCACUGAAAAGUCUUGUUAAAAAAACUAUUUUUUUAAAGAAUGAAGUUGUCAUGACUUUGAAUAUCAGAAUGUAAUCUGAUUUGUAUUGCUGCUAUUUAAAGAAAUAUAUACGUCUGUCUUAUUUCAGCAAGAUAGAAAUAAGAAAGAAAUAGACGUAUAGCUAAAAACAAAGCUAACAAAGAUAGUUGGAAACAAACAGAACUAUUAUACACAAGUAGGUGAAAGCAGCGGUGUAUAUAUUUGUAUAUAAACCAACAACACUUUGUGUUUAUACAGGUCAGGUGUUUCUGUAAAUUGUAAACAAUACAAAAACAAGGGAAUAUAUUUUGGCAUGCAUUGGGUGGUUAUGCACAUUAUAUGUAUAAUUAUGUCUCUAUAAACAUGCUAGUUUUAUAUUUGACAAUGUUGGAUGCUAUGUACAUCUUAAAGCACAGUGUAUGUUAAACUAUAUUUAGAAACUGUAGGUCUGUGGAUGCAUUAGUGGAAAAGUAGUUUUACCCUCUGAACCCUCUGGGAUUGAAAAGCAUGUUUUCUUUAAACAAUCGAGUUUCAAAAAAACUACACCGUUUGUCAUACUCAACCAUCAUCGUCCCUGAACACAUGUGACACUUCCGUCAGAAAAACAAAAAGCCCAAAACGAAGCUUAAAUUAAUCUAAAACAUGACUCAUUUAAAAUCUCGCCACAAUUAAACCUUUUGCUCUAACCGGAUCCUGUAAAAAAACAUGAAAUUCUCCGCUACUCGUCACAACUGGGAAGCCAUGACUGACUUGUCAGAGACCAACAGUCACAUGACAAAAAGUCUGUGAAACUUCGACUGCACGGCAGGCUGCAUGUGGAGUCUCCAUGUUUUUUGUUUUUUUCAACAAUGGGUAACUCUUGUGGUCACUUGGAAACAUCCACGUUCCAGUGUUUUUCCAAUUUUUGUAAAAUAUAUUAUCACAGAAAUUGAACUUGCGUUCUUUUUUUUUUUUAUGAUUU